Cylicocyclus nassatus is the source of this 353-nucleotide messenger RNA. The record is from the annotation of a GenBank genome assembly. NCBI's taxonomy places the organism in Eukaryota, Metazoa, Nematoda, Chromadorea, Rhabditida, Strongylidae.
CCGUGUUCUUGCACAUGCUUCACUUUAUUGUUGAGACGGUGACCUUCCUUGUGGCGACCUGUCUUGCAGUGCUGCAAUGUCCGGAUGGUGCCAUUGAAGUGGAAAGCGCGACUGAAAUAAUUGAGUAUGUCAAUCAAGUGAGGGAGAAGUUGGCUAAUGGCUUACAAACCACCGCGGAUGGAGCCUUUUUACCGCCGCCUAAAGACAUGACUGACUUGGUUAGUUGUCAAGACGCUCGUGUAAGCGCUCUUUACCUUUAUUCUAAAAAGAUUCGAUUCCCAAACGGGUUUAUGCUAACUCACAGAGGCUUAGUUGCCUUAGUAAUUGGUACGAGUCACGCCCUCGAUACGUAG